AUUCUUUCUCAGACAAAAAACUUCUUCCACCAGCUAGGCCCUUUACUAAUUAUUAAGUCAUAACUCUGUCAAAUAUACACAUACCCACCCAGACACCACUACUAAUAACAAUUAGCAAUGCAGCCAGUUGAUAUCACAAAUCUGAAUUACAUCUUUCCUUACACAAACCAAAACAUAUAUGAAUCAACUCAUGUUGGGUUGAAUCAAAGCAUCCCAGAAUACCAUCAACUAAGUAGUGGAGGGCUAUGUAACAACCCAGCUUCAUAUUAUUUCCAGAUGGCAAAUCCCCACCUUCAAGAAUUCAAUAACUCACAGGCCACAUGCUGUUUCAGCAGCAACUCGACGUCGGAUGAAGCCGAGGAGCAGCAGCUGAGCUUGAUCAUCGAGCGGAAACAGCGGAGAAUGAUAUCGAACCGGGAGUCCGCUAGGCGGUCCCGCAUGAGAAAGCAAAAGCAUCUGGAUGAGCUAUGGUCUCAGGUGGUAUGGCUACGGAAUGAGAACCACCAGCUCCUCGAGAAACUCAACCAGCUCUCGGACCGCCAUGACCAAUCACUUCAGGAGAAUGCUCAGCUCAAACAAGAAACUUCUGAGCUUCGGGACAUGGUAGCUGAGUUGCAGCUUAACCCCCCUUAUAGUUACCCUAAGGAUCUUGAUGAGGGUGAAGACCACUUUUGUGCUUCAUCUUGAAAUGAGCUUUUUCUUUAGUUUUAAUCACCUAUGUCCAUCCUCUGAUGUGCUCUAGUGCUACUAUUAUGCUGCUACUAAUAAGGUUUUCAUCCUAGCUAGCACUAGGAUGAAGAAGAGGUAAAUUUUACCAAUGAUAUUAAGACUUGGUAUUCAUUUAUGUCAUUAUUAUUACAUUUUGAAGCAAGUGGUCUCUGUACUUUAAUUGAGAAUUAACAACUCAUGAUAUUCACCGAUCAGCUUGUGUAACUUUUAUAACUCGUGCGAUAAAUAUAUAAACUCACACAUAAAUU
Cuscuta epithymum is the source of this 977-nucleotide messenger RNA. The record is from the annotation of a GenBank genome assembly. Lineage: Eukaryota; Viridiplantae; Streptophyta; Magnoliopsida; Solanales; Convolvulaceae.